Molecule: messenger RNA, 491 nt
Organism: Aspergillus homomorphus CBS 101889
Lineage: Eukaryota; Fungi; Ascomycota; Eurotiomycetes; Eurotiales; Aspergillaceae
Exons: 1
Coding region: 194-409 (71 amino acids)
Source: RefSeq, a predicted model, not a curated record
GAUAGGAAAGAGACCUUUUCUUGGAACAGGUGGACGGUCAAGGUUACGACUAUCGGAUAUUGCUGGCAUUGAAAUGAAGCGCGUGAGAAACAAGCUGUGUAGAUGGAUCUGCAUGUAUGUACGAGUAUGUACCCUGCGUGUCAAACACAUCGACCAGGAUAAACCGCGCCACGAUCAUCGAGUAGUUCCACUCAUGAAGCGUCUCGGAUGGCUAGUCUUUGGGAUUGAUUGGUGUACAUUCAGCCUUUGGUCUGUCGUGGAGCAGCGCUUAACGCCUUCUGUGCCUAAAGGAUGGAGCGGCUCGGGAUUGGGCAAGAAACGCAAUAUGCCAUGCUCCGAUGCCGCAGAAAUUUGGGUACCUAAGGUGAACAGCCCUGGUGAGAGAUAUAAUUCUAGCAGACAUGGAUGAAGAGGUAAUGAGGGGAGGGGUUAGGUUAUUUGGCAGCCAACAACAAUUCUGCAAUGAUGCUUCUCUUCGUAGGCACCAGAUA